GUGAAGGUAGGGGCCUCAGAGGUAAAGUCCCUACCGCCUGCGUCCUCCUCCCCUCUACACGCACACCUCAUUUUCUGCCCCUCCCCCUUCUGCCCAGAUCUUGCUUCUGCCCCUACAAGGUUCGGGCGGCUCGUGGAGGAGGGUCCCGGGUCCCCGGCUCCGCCCGGUCCCUCCCCGCCUUUUAGGCGGUGGCUCUGGGCUGGGACGUCUCAGUGCCUCUCGGUCCGUACAGCCAGUCGUCUGCCCGGCCGUUCCGACCCAGGUCCGCACUCUGCCCAUUUGCCCUAGCUCGGCCCCUCCAGCCCACUCCCAACCGCAGCCAUGGACGCCAUCAAGAAGAAGAUGCAGAUGCUCAAACUUGAUAAGGAGAAUGCCAUCGACCGAGCGGAGCAAGCAGAAGCCGACAAGAAACAAGCCGAAGACCGCUGCAAGCAGCUGGAGGAAGAGCAGCAGGGACUCCAGAAGAAGCUCAAGGGGACAGAGGAUGAGGUGGAAAAGUACUCUGAGGCUGUGAAAGAUGCCCAGGAGAAACUGGAGCAGGCUGAGAAAAAAGCCACCGACGCUGAAGCAGAUGUGGCCUCCCUGAAUCGGCGUAUCCAGCUGGUAGAGGAAGAGUUGGACAGGGCCCAGGAACGUCUGGCCACAGCUCUUCAGAAGUUGGAGGAAGCAGAGAAAGCAGCGGAUGAGAGUGAGAGAGGAAUGAAGGUCAUUGAGAACAGGGCCAUGAAGGACGAGGAGAAAAUGGAGCUUCAGGAGAUGCAGCUCAAGGAAGCCAAACACAUUGCAGAGGAUUCUGACAGAAAAUAUGAGGAGGUGGCCCGGAAGCUGGUGAUCCUGGAAGGGGAGCUGGAGCGCUCAGAGGAGAGAGCAGAAGUGGCUGAGAGUAAAUGUGGGGACCUAGAGGAGGAACUGAAAAUUGUUACCAACAACCUGAAAUCCCUGGAGGCCCAAGCGGACAAGUAUUCCACCAAAGAAGACAAAUAUGAAGAGGAGAUUAAACUGUUGGGAGAUAAACUGAAGGAGGCUGAGACCCGUGCAGAGUUUGCUGAGAGGUCUGUGGCCAAGCUGGAGAAAACCAUCGAUGAUCUGGAAGAUGAGGUCUAUGCCCAGAAGAUGAAGUACAAGGCCAUCAGUGAAGAGCUGGACAACGCCCUCAAUGACAUCACCUCCCUCUAAGACCCGAGCCCCAAAUCCCUGGACCUGGCCCUCUCUCUACUUUAUCCCUCUUUUCUCAUCUUCUUUCCAUUCUCAUGGGGAGGUGGAGCAGGAGGAGUCAAAGCUGCUGACCUUGCACAAAAAGCCAGGCUGGGGCUGGGGGGAGUCUGGCCAGAACCACCAAUGCCCCCACUCCCACCCCACCUGCCAUUCACUGUCCAUCCAUCUAUCUAUGUCUGCUAUUUAAUAAACUUUCGACUUGGGCUGCACUACGUUUCUCUCCCCACCACCUCUGGCAUGGAUCACUGAGCACUCCCUGUGACCCCUACUGACCCUUGGUAUGCGCUCCAUACCAAGCACCCCUCUAAUCUUGUAUCCCUAUGAUCUAAAUUGAUUAAAGACUCUCUCACUGAGCAUCCCUGUGAAUCCUACAGAGCACCACUGUGUUCCCUACUAACCCCUGUACCUACCACAGAACAGCGGUCACCUUCCAUUGUAGCUGUCACUCUUUAACCAUGACUUGCACAUAUAUCACUGAUACCCUAAUACCCGUAGGAUCUCACCAAGCACUUUCAUGACUCAUGCCAGUGUCACCCCAACUCUACUGCUGAGCACGCUUGUGCACUCACACUUACCCAAUGGACACAGUCAUAACCUCACCUGGGGCCCAAGGCAAUGAAUAAAGUGCAGGGUGGGGAGAGGGGUGCUAUCCAGGGAAGGAUGGGUGAAGCAGUCUCUCAAAUGCUAAAGGGACAAGCUUUUCCUCAUUCUAAAGAUCUAUUUCUUGCCUUUGAGCCUGUCCCUGCCUCUGUCUUCUUAAAUUGAUUCAGUUUCCUCUUUCAGGAACUUAAGUACAUAAAACACUUGGCAACUCUCUUCUCCAACCCUUCCAUAGAGGGUGGGGUGGCAUUGGUAUCUCAGGUGACUAACUAAAUUGUCUGUGUCUCUGUUCCUGUUUCACUUUCCUGUCUCCAUCAUCCCAUCUCCCGUCUUUUACAUCCAUCUGUGUGUCUUUUCCUUCCUCGUCUCCACCAUAUCACCUUUGUGUUUCCACUUCCUGCCGCCAUGUGUCACACAUGUUUCCUUCUCCUUACCUCCCCGGCAUCUGUUGCUAUAUGUUCUGUUACCUCCUGUAUUUGUCUUCCAUGUCCUCCUCCUGCAUUCGUGUCUGAUCCAUGUAUCCCAUGCCCUCAUCCCAUCACUACCAUGUUCCCCUCAUACUCCUUUGUGUCUCUCCCUAUGUGUCUGCCAUUCUUUUCCCCCACCCCCCUUCACAGAGACCUUGGCCAGUGCCAAGGAGGAGAACGUAGAGAUUCACCAGACACUGGACCAGACGCUGCUGGAACUCAACAACCUGUGAGGCCCCAGCCCAGCCCAGGUGGACCUGGCUGCCCCCAGCCUUACCCUCUCUUCCCUCAUUCCCUCCCUCCCUGCUCAGGGCCCCCUUCCCUGCACUUCAGACCCAUUAAAACCACCAAUUCAACA
Messenger RNA from Trichosurus vulpecula (common brushtail), 2640 nucleotides. RefSeq names its product tropomyosin 2 (gene TPM2). The coding region runs from base 322 to 1176 and encodes 284 amino acids. Gene Ontology annotation, biological process: actin filament organization; muscle contraction. Lineage: Eukaryota; Metazoa; Chordata; Mammalia; Diprotodontia; Phalangeridae. The transcript has 9 exons. Gene Ontology annotation, molecular function: actin filament binding. Gene Ontology annotation, cellular component: actin filament. The record is from RefSeq and is a predicted model, not a curated record.